AUGGACCGCAACCUGAAGCGUCCGGCCUCUCAACCUGGCACACAAUCAACCAAAAGCGAAGUCCAAUAUGCCGACCCUGCAGACGAAGCCGCCGUUUUAGAACCUUACGAAUACCGAACGCUCGAAACACCGAAUACUAUCCGCAUAUUCUGUUUGGAACCAGCAGAAGCGGAGACAGACUCUCUCAAGGGACACAUCAUCCAGUUCGAUCGAUAUGACGAGGUUGCAAAAUUGGACCACCACCAAGAGUACAUCGCCGUGUCGUAUGCAUGGGGUCAAGCCGACUUUUCGGAACUCCUCAUGCUCAACGGCACCGGAGACGGCUAUUGCAGAUACUUAAGGAUCACAUCCAAUGUGAAGGUGAUGCUUGAACAUUUUCGCAAGCGACACAAGAAGCUUUUUCUAUGGAUCGAUGCUAUCUGCCUGAACCAGAACGAUGAAGCUGAGAAGGUACAACAAAUACCUUUGAUGAGAGAGAUCUACCAGCAAGCUCACAAAUCGUACUUCUGGCUUGGCUUAGAAGACGGAUUCGAUACCGCGAAGGUCUUUGCUUAUUUUCGUUUGUUAGCCGUUACGGAUUCCAUACAGAGCGCUACAAACAAGCUCAAGGACGAUCAUCCGGGAUUAGAUUACGUGAAGCAAAUUCGACAGUUUUCUAAUCGAUCUUGGUUCUUCCGACGUUGGAUUUUACAAGAAGCGGGUCUGUCCCGGCAUGGGCUAAUGUGGUGUGGAUAUCAUAAGAUCCAAUACACUUUGUUCGUCAUGGCAUGCAGGAAGCUGAAGAGCACUGAUGAGGCAGAGCAUUUCCCGGAGACCUCUGCUAUCGAAACCACAAUAGCGAUCCAAAAUCUGGUGCACUCUUCGACUGCAUCUCGGAGUAUAACCGAUUUAUUGUGGAAAGUUCACCGGAGCCAUUGCUCAGAAGAGAAGGACCGCAUCGGUGCACUUUACGGACUUUUUCCUUCGUCAAUGCGACCAAAACUGGAUCUAGCAGCUUCCUACCAGCAAAUCUACGAAAGGGUCGCGGUCGAACUUGUGAGGAGCUCGCCUGUCGAACUCUUCUUGCAUUUAGCUCACUUCCGACCUCUUUGUGUGACUAAAGGAACCCGAGUCCCUUCUUGGAUCCCAGAUUGGUCACAAGAACGAUUGCGACUCACCUUGCCUUUUUAUAAUGGUCUUCGAGGGGCUUUGGACAACACAAUUAGAGACUACUUCAAGGAGCGUGUUAAAACAGAAACCACUGCUGAUUAUCGUGACGACCAGGCAAUCUGGGUAAAGUUCCUCGAGUCGAAGAAUGAUGUAAAUCAUCAGUGCGCAAGAUUCACCGCAUACUACAGCAAUAGUGGUAGUGACACAGAUAUUGAUCAUACUGAAUCUCCGAGCUACAACAGAUCAGCGGUCUUAAGAAUACAGUGGUUCCACCCGUUCACGGAAGGAUACGGUAUACCUAUCCGUUCAGUGAUAGCAGUUCCGACUGCUCCACAAGGGACUCGAAUUUCUCUUGCAUUCGUGCAAGAGCUAAAAUUGGCUGUGAACAAUCUUGAAGGCUCAAUCUAUCUACACCGGUUUUCUGCACUAAUAGCUGGUACCAUGUUCCGUGACAGCUACCAAAAAGACUUACUGGAAUGCUUCAACAAUCUGAUCGGAAAGGAACUCGCACCCGUCGAACAGUCUCCGGGUCAGGUUUACACGCAGUAUCUAUCAGAAGACAAAAUCCUACAUUCGCUAGCAAUAGUCAUGUUCCGACGUCAGUUGGCAAUUCUCGGAUGCCAUUCUGAGAGUCAUGGUCCAUAUUACGUAGUAGGACCAUCCACCCUGCAGAAAAAUGACCGCUUGAUACCACUUGCCAGGAUUCCGCAGUACGUUACUCAAGAAGCGAAAACUGCCUUUCUAGAUGUACGGGGACUUUUAGUCCUUGAGAAUCUAGUUGCCGUCAGACUACUUCAUGGUUCAGAAAGCCAGGACCCGGAGACGCAUCAGAUCAACAUCCAGAAGAAUGAUGAUAUGCCACUAGAUGACACCUCGAGAAUAUCCAUGAUGGCACCUUUGAAAGCCACAUAUGUAGGCUUGUGUGUGUGUUUCCAUCCGGGCAUAACCUCCUGGCUCUGGAGAGAUGAUAACAUGGCCAAGAGAAGAGAUGCUUUCAGACGGGAGCGUCAACGUGUUCAUGCACUAAGGAAGGCCCCCCACCCUACGUCAUAG
This is a messenger RNA of Didymosphaeria variabile, 2202 nucleotides long. RefSeq lists its product as uncharacterized. The transcript has 2 exons. The record is from RefSeq and is a predicted model, not a curated record. The coding region runs from base 1 to 2202 and encodes 733 amino acids. NCBI's taxonomy places the organism in Eukaryota, Fungi, Ascomycota, Dothideomycetes, Pleosporales, Didymosphaeriaceae.